UUUCCCCGCCCUAGCUCUGCCCCAUUUCCUCCUGAGCGUUCUGACCACGCCCCCUCUGCCAUUGGUUUCCGGGUCGGUCGCUCUACGCAUGGCUCGCGGGCCGUAAAGUGAGGCCAGCGGGGCGCGAGCGGCAGCGCCCGGGAUGCUGGAGGAGCCACAGGCGGCAGGCGAAGACGGAAGCCCCCCGGGGGCCGGGCAGGAGGCAGGCGAAGACGGAAGCCCCCCGGGGGCCGGGCAGGAGGCAGGCGAAGACGGGAGCCCCCCGGGGGCCGGGCAGGCGGCAGACGAGGAUGGGAGCCCCCCGGGGGCCGGGCAGGAGGCAGACGAGGACGGGAGCCCCCCACCUGGUGCCCCCAACCCCCCCCAGGGUAAGAAGAUCGUGCCGGGCAUCAUCUACCUAGGGCACAUCCCGCCCGGCUUCCGGGCCCGGCAUGCCCGAAACCUGCUCAGCGUCUACGGGGAGGUCGGACGCAUCUUCCUGCAGCCCGAGGAGCGGUUCGUCCAGAAGAGGAAGAAGAAAGCUGGCGCCAGGGUCAAGAACUACACGGAGGGCUGGGUGGAGUUCAGGGACAAGCGCAUGGCGAAGCUCGUGGCCGCCAGUCUGCACAACACGCCCAUGAGCACCCGCCGGCGCAGCCGCUUCCGCUACGACCUGUGGAACAUGAAGUACCUGCACCGGUUCAAGUGGCCGCACCUGAGCGAGCGCCUGGCCUAUGAGCGGCAGGUCCGGCAGCAGCGCCUGCGGGUCGAGAUCUCUCAGGCCAAGCGCGAGACCAACUUCUACCUGCAGAGCGUGGAGACCAGCCAGCGCUUCACCCGCCGGGCCGCCGCCGCCCCCGCCCCCGCCGAGGAGAAGAGCUGGGGCUUCGUCCAGCGCCCCACGGAGGAGGAGAUCCAGCAGCGCAAGGCGGGCGCGGGCGGGCGCCGGCUCCGUGGGCAGCUGGCCAAGGCCCAGGAGAUCCAGCUGAAAUCCCAGACCAGCCGCUCCUUGCUGGCCAAGAUCUUCAACACCGCGGCCGCUGCCUCGGAGGAGGCACCGGGGGGCCCGGUUCUGUAGUGAGAACCCCCGGCGCUGGGGGGCGCUGUGCUGUGGGCAGGGGGCGCUCUCCCCUGGCAGUCAGGGCUGGACACUGGGGGGUGCCGUGCUGUGGGGA
This is a messenger RNA of Mauremys mutica (yellowpond turtle), 1154 nucleotides long. RefSeq names its product activator of basal transcription 1 (gene ABT1). Bases 143 to 1057 code for a protein of 304 amino acids. The transcript has 4 exons. Gene Ontology annotation, cellular component: nucleolus. Gene Ontology annotation, biological process: small-subunit processome assembly; endonucleolytic cleavage in 5'-ETS of tricistronic rRNA transcript (SSU-rRNA, 5.8S rRNA, LSU-rRNA); endonucleolytic cleavage to generate mature 5'-end of SSU-rRNA from (SSU-rRNA, 5.8S rRNA, LSU-rRNA). Lineage: Eukaryota; Metazoa; Chordata; Testudines; Geoemydidae. The record is from RefSeq and is a predicted model, not a curated record. Gene Ontology annotation, molecular function: RNA binding.